Messenger RNA from Cooperia oncophora, 987 nucleotides. Lineage: Eukaryota; Metazoa; Nematoda; Chromadorea; Rhabditida; Trichostrongylidae. The record is from the annotation of a GenBank genome assembly.
AUGAACCCUACGUGGCAUAAGUACCCAAUAGAAUUGCUUGUCAACUUUUCCAUUGAUGCUUUAUGUUUCAAGUGUCAUACGCGAAAAUUUCUCUAUUUAGAUGAUCUUGUCGUACGUGACCCAAUACAAAAUGAUGUGGGUGUUUAUGAGUGCCAUGCAAUUUCGACUGCCGGAGUGCAUAUAGACGCUGCCAAAGUUUUUGUUGCCGAAGAUGGAAGAGUUCCAGUUGCUCCCCUUGUAAAGCUAAAGCAGAGCACAUCUCCACUUGGAAGAAGAGACAACGUUUUUCUGGAAUGCAUAAUUCUGGCAGGCAUACCAACACCUCAAAUAAAGUGGUUCAAGGGUGUAAGGGAACUUCUGCAAAGCAGUAACGAGCGUAUGGUCUUAAAUGGGACACAUCUCAAAAUAAACGAUGCUCGCGAAACUGACACUGGCUCAUAUUCGUGUGUCGUUGAUAAUAUUGCCGGGAGUGAAAUAAGUGCAGCAAAAAUCGUGGUGGGAAGUGUGCCGACGAUAAUUUCUUCCCCAGAAACCGUCCGAGUAAACGUCGAAGAAGAGGUUAAUGAUUAUGUGCAGGUCACGCUUCAAUGCACAGCAGUCGGACAACCAUCACCAAGGAUCGCUUGGCAACGCAAUGGAAUUCCGCUCGACUUGUUAAACUAUUCUCGCUACACUGUGCUCUCUAGUGGCCACCUGUUUAUAACAAAUGCUCAACUUGAGGAUCAGGCAAGCUUCACAUGUAUAGCAGAGAAUGAUUAUGGCGCCCAGUCAAAAACCACAUUGGUCGUUAUUUCUGGAUUAGCUUCUCCAGUGCUGGGUCAUGCUCCACCUGAACAGCAACUUAUUGAGGGUGAAGAUCUACGACUGUCCUGCGUAGUUGUUCUCGGAAGUCCGAGACCAGAGAUCAAAUGGUUCAGAGACGGCUCUCCGAUCAAGCCCAGUCCUUCACUCAGUGUAGGUUAUUCAAUUUCCGUCGAUGGUGGUUAG